AGCACCACAGUUCGACUUCAUGCCAAAACAUGCUCGAAGACCACAACAUGAAACACUAACAACGUUUUGUAAGUUAUCUACCGACAAAAAUUCGAAUGCUGGGUCUUGAACUAAGUCUAUUGACCUAUUAUUCAUAGCUCUUAAGUACAUUUUGUCUCCUUGCAAUAGACAUAAUUUAAAGUUGUUUUUGACCAAUCUACCAAAUUUUUAAGUUCCCGAGCGCACCUACAUCACAGCAUUGCUUCGACACCUCUCGAACUACACUGUCUACACGCACCUACUCGCGUGGCGUCCUCUCUUUUGAAGGGGCUGCUAGGACGACCCUAAUUUCCCAAUAUAUCAUAUUUCAUCUAUAUAUUUAAUAAUGAAACAGCACGACACCGUCUUGUGACUGAUGUGCAGGAGCGUAUUUAAAAGCUGAAUACGAGGUUGGAUUUUAUUCUUGGAGUUAAUUCAAUUCCUGGUAUAAUUCAAUUGUGCAGUGAUGGCGAAACAAACUUUUUUUUUAAUGCUGUCCGUCCUGCUGGUCAUUUCUUUUUUGUCUUCAACAUUUGCAAAGGAAUACAAAGCUGCUGCAUUUGAACAUCAACCAUAUUUUGUGACACAUAUUAAACCUCCCAGCAGAGCAGAAGCAUUGGUUAUAAUGAGACGAAAUACAGCAGUAUACAGCGAACAAGCAAGGGAAGCUUUCAAACAAGGGGCUCAGAUAAUUGUAUUUCCAGAAGACGGGAUUUAUGGCAUAGACCACGGACGAGACACUAUAAAACCCUACUUAGAACCUAUUCCCGAAGUUUCAAAUGUUUCAUCCAUCAAUCCAUGCAUUGACCCUCAACCUAACACCGAUAUUCUGAACGAAUUGAGUUGUAUAGCGAGGAAUAAUUCCAUUGCUCUAGUAGCUAAUAUGGGAGAUAUCCAACAAUGUAGCAAAAGCGAUCCUAAUUGCCCGAAAGACGGAAGGUAUCAGUACAAUACUGAUGUCGUAUUUGACAGGAAUGGCAGGUUGCUUGCUAAAUAUCACAAGCAACAUCUGUAUUUUGAAAAAGCUUUCAAUACUCCAACUAAAUGCGAAUUUGUCACAUUUGUCACGUUAUUUCAGGUACGUUUUGGCGUGUUCACGUGUUUUGACAUGUUGUUCAAAGACCCUGCAAUUGAUCUUGUGCAAACCUAUGGUAUACAAAAUAUUGUUUUCCCCACAGCUUGGUCCCACGGAUUUCCUACUCUUAUUUCCAUUGAGUUUCAACAAGCCUGGUCGCGUGUGAAUUGCGUGAAUCUCAUCGCAGCGGACCUGUAUAUUCCAGACUCUGAAUUCGGUACUGGAAGUGGAAUAUACGAUUGUGGGGAGCCAAAGAUAUACAUAUUCAACCAAAAACUGAUUAAAAAACGUUUGCUUGUAGCUACACUAAAUGGAAACAGAAAUUCAUUAAAUGGUAUUCGUGGUCGCCAAGCAAAACUGUAUCGGCGUGAUAAUACAGCGUCUGACUUAGAUGAUACAUUUACGGCAAAAAAUAUUGAGAAGUUCCCAAUGAAGCAAUAUAAGAAUGUAGAUACAUUUAAAGGAAACGUUUCGGGAAAUAUGUUCACAAUGAGCAAGCUAGUUUCUUCAGAAAGUGAAAUAUCAUUGUGUGGUGACCAUUUGUGCUGUCAUCUUAACUAUGCUCUACCCAAGGGAAAAGAGUUCACAGAAAGUUUUGCCUUGGGGGCUUUUUUGGGCGAAAGUAGUAAUGGGUUCUAUUGGGAGGUGUGUUUACUCCUGAAAUGUUUCUCAAGUGAAGAAAGCUCAUGCGGCAGGGCUGUCAUGGAUUCUGAAACAGUAUUUGAAUCAUUCACCAUGACAGGCAACUUUUCUAGUAAUGCUUUGGUUUUCCCAACAGUUUUGGGAAAUGGUUUUUCUCUACUUUCCACAAAUGAAAUAAAAUUUCAAGAAAAUAGUAUUUCAGGUGAUGCAUUAGAGCAGCCGUUGUUGACAGCGGCUCUCGUUGGCAGAGUGUUUUCCAAGGACCCACAACCACACGAUCGAUCGUAAAGAAUACGUCUUUGCAAUGGUAUAAUUCGAUGACUGAAAUUUAAAACGUUGCUAAGAAAACAUUCCAAUGAAAUUUGCCUGUUAAUUAAUAAAAAGUAAAUCAUAGUUACUGCAUAUCAUUCAUGCAUGGUUAUUGGUUAUUUUUGUUUCCCAAGAGUUUCCGAUAUUCAUCCAUUCCCAGAUAUUAGCCGUCUCUCUAUUCACAGUUAAGCUCCAGAGUAUCAACACGACAUAGAGAGUGUGAACGUGAACUCUCUCGAAACCACCGGCAAAAACUAUUACAUUCGUUUUAACUUGUAAGCGAUCCCGAAAUAUGAAAAUGGAUGCCAGUAACAUUAACGGUAAUGCUAGACUUUUCCUACAAAUAUUUUACUACACUCUACAAUGGCUUAAAAUGCCCCAAAGCAUGUAUUCUUGUAUAAUUCCUUAUGAUUUUGUGUGAAAAAGCGGCGAUGUUCGUCGAAACGAAGCGAAGAUGCACGUAGAAUUGUGUUCAUUGUAAAAUACUUAUAUAUUUUUACUGCCGUGGUAAAG
Messenger RNA from Dendronephthya gigantea, 2557 nucleotides. Its product is annotated as pantetheinase-like. The record is from RefSeq and is a predicted model, not a curated record. The transcript has 2 exons. Bases 485 to 2023 code for a protein of 512 amino acids. Gene Ontology annotation, molecular function: hydrolase activity, acting on carbon-nitrogen (but not peptide) bonds, in linear amides. Lineage: Eukaryota; Metazoa; Cnidaria; Anthozoa; Malacalcyonacea; Nephtheidae.